AUGGCCACAUGCGCCACCGUCUUAACUCUCUUCUGCAUUAUCAUAUCAAUCUCCGGCACCAUCGCCGGCCGCGGCAACACCACCGCUGCCUCACCAACCCCUGCCCCUGCUCCCGCCCCAUCCAACGGCGGCGAGUCGUUCGUAGUACAAGGAAAGGUUUAUUGCGAUCCGUGCCGGAUUCAAUUUCCGACGAAAAUCAGCUAUCCUGUUCCAAACACAAAAGUAAUCCUGUCUUGCCGUGAACGUGAGAACGACGCAGAAACUUUCACCGUGGAAGGAACCUGCGAUUCUAACGGCAUGUACAGCAUCACCGCCAGCGGCGACCACGAGGAGGAGAUUUGUGACGUCAGAGUGACGGAAAGCCCCGAUAAGAAGUGUCCGGAGGUGAUGGACGAUGAGAGCAGCUCUAGGGUUUCGUUAACCGAUAAAAAUGGAGUUAGAGGUAAGACUCGAAUGGCGAAUCCGAUUGGAUUCAUGGUGAAGGAAGUCGAUCCCCGCUGCAAAGAUAUUCUCGCCGAGAUUGGUAUCAUGGGAUAUUAA
Messenger RNA from Cynara cardunculus var. scolymus (artichoke), 540 nucleotides. Its product is annotated as anther-specific protein LAT52-like. The record is from RefSeq and is a predicted model, not a curated record. The transcript has 2 exons. Bases 1 to 540 code for a protein of 179 amino acids. Lineage: Eukaryota; Viridiplantae; Streptophyta; Magnoliopsida; Asterales; Asteraceae.